AUUUUGGUGGUGGAAUGAAAUUGUAUUCAUUUGUUUGUUAUGUGAUAGUAUGAUGUCAUUCCUGAGGAAAGAAAGAUUCAACUUUUAUCUGCAAAAUUAGUAGGAUUAAUUUUUUUUUUUUUUUUUUUAUAACUUUAUGCAAUGUAAAGACAAAAUUCGUUCAUGAGAACGAAUUCAUUUAUGGUGGUUCCUUCUGUUAUUAAUCUGAUUAUUUAAUACUUUUUUGACUUCCAUAGAAUGUUAAACUAUUUCUUACAUUGUCAAUGAAACCCACCAACCUUUCUGUAAUAUUUUUCCAAAAGAAUUCAAACUUCAAGCUACAUAGUAUAUACAUUUUCAUGUCACAUUGUCAACAAACUGGGUAUUUUAUACAUUUUCAUGUCACAUUGUCAACAAACUGGGUAUUUUAAUUGGAACAUAUCUUAUUGUCUUUGAAUUUGAUUGUUCAACCCCAAAGAAAUGCUUUCAACAAAUUCAUACACUUAUUUGUUUAUCCAAUGCAGACUGCUUCAUUUAUAAUCAUGCUCUAUGGUUUUAAGACUUUCAUGUGAUUGGUUUUCAUUCUCAUGAAAGUACUAGGAAAUUUCUUUUGUUUCUGUUUUCACCAAUUUUUAUUGUUAGUUUGUUGCACCCAAACAAUUCUCCAUCGAAGACUCAAAAUAUAGAAAAACUGCCAUUGUUUCUUUAUAUUAUCUAUGAGAUAUAAUUUUGUCGGUGAAGGAAAUUAAAUUUCAUUUCAUUACCAAUCAAAUCAAGCUAGUAGGAUGAUGAGAAUAAUUAUUAGCCACUUACGUCAAUUGUUGACUCAACUUUUCAUAACUUCUGCAUAUAAGACUGGGUUGUGCAAGUUCCAACUUUAUAUCAGUCUGUAAUUAGUUAUUUAAUUUGUCAUUUUCUCUUGAAAAUAAGAACUUUUUCUCUUGUGAAUGAGAACCUCGAACGUUUCCCUUUCUGUUCCCACUACUCCUACAUGAUGCUUUGAAAUGUUCUUUGCUACCUAUUUUAUAAAUACACAAUCAAUGCUAAAGCUAAUAUUCAAAAAAAAAUUGUUCUUACUUUUUAAAAUGGGAGAUCUUCUUCGGUUAGGUAUCAUACUAAUUGUUAAGUCAAUCAUUCAUUUCGAGUUUGACUAUCUUAGUUCGCAGAUAAACCAUUCUUUAGGGGUCGGAUUUUUAAUUCAGAGAGAGAAAACAAAACAUACAUGUUGCAUAUAAUACAAAGUACAGUAAAAAAGGCAUAUACUAGUAAUUGCUUUUGUUCGAUAUCUGCUUAGACUUUCCAUCUCCUUUUUUGUGUCUAACAUGAAAACAUCCAAAGCUUCUUUUGUUUCUUGCUGUAUCUUGUGCUGUUUUCUUUGUUUAUCUCAUUCCCUAGACACACUCAGACCUGGAAAUAUUUUACAUAGCAAUGAAACAUUGAUUUCUGCUGUUGGGGUGUUUGAGCUGGACUUUUUCACUUCCAGUAAAUCAGGUUAUCAGUACCUGGGAAUCUGGCUAAAGAAUGACAGAAACCAAAAGCCAGUCUGGGUUGCAAACAGAGAAAAUCCACUCGGGUAUACCUCUGCAAUUCUUAGAAUAUCGUAUGAUGGGAACUUGGUCAUGAGUGAUGCAAGAACAAUUUCAAUUAUUGUCAAUGCUGGAGCAGUAGCAACAAGUAACAAGACAAGUGCAAAAUUACUUGAUUCAGGGAACCUAAUUCUGAUGGAUGGACAAAAGACCAUAUGGCAGAGCUUUGAUUACCCGACUGACACAUUUCUCCCUGGGAUGAACUUGGGGUGGUUUAAUAUAGACACAGAUUAUCCAAGGACACUGUAUCUUUCAUCAUGGUUAAGUCCUUCCGAUCCUAAUAGAGGUUUUUAUUAUCUUGGCCUUGAUGCAAGUGACAGGACAAAGUUUAAUGUCUGGCACAAAGGCCGUGCUUACCAACACAUUGGCUUUUGGGAUGGCCAUGUAUUCAGAUUCUUUUUCCAAAGCUCAUUAGAUAAUCAUCAAAACUUUAGCUUUGUAUCAAACAGCAAAGAUAUUUACCUCACUUUAAACAGCAGAGAAAGUAACAUAAUUUCAUGGUUUGUUUUAGCUUCAGAUGGGUCAAUCAACGAGUUCAGGAUGGUGGGUCAGGACAUCUCAAGUGUGAAUUAUUCCCUAUGUGAUACCAUGCUGCCGCACAAUUCUACAGGGUGCUGGCUAUUUAAGCCAUCAAUAUGCAAAGAUGGCGAUAAUUUCUCAGACAUCAAAGGGUUAAUCCCAAAUUCAAUGGUAGUUACUUGGGAAGGUCACAUGGGUCCAAGAGACUGUGAGCUAACGUGCAAGAGCAAUUGUUCAUGUGUUGCAUAUGCUUCUUUUGAUGAUGAUGGAACUGGAUGUGAACUUCUCAGUGGACAUAAAGCAGAUCUUCUUAACAACAAAGGGAGAGGAAACAAAACCAUUCAUAUACGUUCAGACGCUUCUAAUUCUGAUAAUGAGAAAAAGAGGAAGAUAGUAACCAUCAUCAUCGUCCUACUGAUUCCUUUGAUUUUGAUGAUUUCUAUCAAAUUUUUAUUUUGCUUAUGGGUAAAAUUCAACUGUUCAGGAAUAAAUAGGAGCCAAGUAGGAACCAGAGAAGUUCACACAUCUUUAACAUCCCAGAUAAGUACAAACAAUGAUGAUCCUAGUGGAGCAAACCUUAUUGAACUCAGCAGGAAGAAUGAUCAUGAGCUUCCUCGGCUUAGUUUUUCUAGUGUAGUGAAAGCCACCGAUAACUUCUCUGUUUUGAAUAAGCUUGGUGAGGGUGGGUAUGGACCUGUUUAUAAGGGAAAGCUACAAGGGUAUGAAAUUGCAGUCAAAAGGCUGUCAAAAAAUUCUGGACAAGGAAUGGCAGAAUUCAAGAGUGAGGUAGAGUUGAUUUCUAAGCUGCAGCACAGAAAUCUUGUCAAACUCUUGGGUUGUUGCAUUGAGAGAGAAGAAAAGAUAUUAAUCUAUGAGUACAUGCCUAACAGAAGCUUGGACUCUUUCAUAUUUGAUCCAGUGAAGCAACAGCUACUCGAUUGGAGGAAACGCAAACACAUCAUAAAGGGGAUUGCCCAAGGUCUUCUUUAUCUUCACAAGUACUCAAGAUUAAGAAUUAUUCACCGUGACCUGAAAACCAGCAACAUCUUGUUGGAUGAUUACAUGAACCCCAAAAUAUCAGAUUUCGGAAUGGCAAGAAUUGUUUUAGACAACAAAAGUAGAAACGAAACAAAGAGGGUCGCUGGAUCAUUUGGUUACAUGUCACCAGAGUAUGCAGUGCAUGGACAUUACUCCACGAAAUCCGAUGUAUUUAGCUUUGGAGUAAUUUUGUUGGAGAUUUUGAGUGGCAGGAAGAAUGCAACAUUUUGUGAGCCAGACUGCUCAUUGGACUUGCUUGGAUAUGCAUGGGAGUUAUGGAAUGAUGGGAGAUGCAUGGAGUUAAUGGAUCCAACAUUAGAUGGUUUAUGUCCAGAGAACGAUAUGAUGGUGUGCAUUCAGUUGGGUCUGCUGUGUGUUCAAGAAAGUGCAGGAAACAGGCCAAGUAUGUCAGAGGUUGUUUCGAUCUUCAGCAACGAAAGGGCGAGUUUAGCUAUGCCUAAACACUCUGCGUAUUCUACUCUUUUAAGUGCAGCAGAUUGUUCAAUUUCAACAAAGCAAACUCCUUAAAAUCAUGGUAACCUUGAUACAGUUUCAGUUAUGGAAGCAUGAUAACGGCUCUGAAAUUGUAUAUAACCAGUCUGGUACUGCUUGGAAAGGAAAAAAAAUUUUCUUACAUAAUUUCUAGAGCACAAAUAUUGGACUUAUAUAAGAUAAAUUUUUUAGUUCUCAUGUUGUACCUUAAAUCUGAUAACAACAUCAAA
Molecule: messenger RNA, 3844 nt
Organism: Ziziphus jujuba (common jujube)
Lineage: Eukaryota; Viridiplantae; Streptophyta; Magnoliopsida; Rosales; Rhamnaceae
Product: G-type lectin S-receptor-like serine/threonine-protein kinase CES101
Exons: 7
Coding region: 1302-3650 (782 amino acids)
Biological process (GO): protein phosphorylation
Molecular function (GO): ATP binding; protein serine/threonine kinase activity
Source: RefSeq, a predicted model, not a curated record